AUGAACGGGUGGCUCUUAAGAAGUAUACACACCCAGUUUUCCAGAAGUAGAAAUGGCAAUGGGAAAUGCUGCAAACAGCUAGUCCCUUCGAAUCCAUCUGAGAGACCCCUAUGCACAAGUAGAUGUUUAUCAAGUACACGAACAUUGUGUGUGGAUGCAGCAUUUGAAAAACAAUGCAAUAAGAUAAAUCUGAGAUUUAUGGGAUAUACAAGCUAUUCAUCUUGGAUGGGAAGGUGGCAGACAUUUGGAUAUGGUAUUAUUACAAAUCAAGUGGGAUUCAGCACAACUUCUACAAAGGAAAAUUUCAGCAAGGGAGGAGAAGAGAAAAAGAACCAUACGAAGCAACAUAAGCCAGUUAGCGAAAAUGAAAAAAAUGAAUCAUUGAAUCAGGACACAAAUGAGAUUAAUUCAAAUGAUGAUGAUAUAUAUGGGAUAAAUGAAAAUAUGGGAAAAAAAAAAAAAAAAUCCAAGUUGAAAUUAAUAGUUUAUACUUUUACUAUCGGAUUUGGUUUUUAUGUAAUUUACAAGGUGUAUCAAAAUGAUAUGAAUUUAUCGAAAGCAGAAGAAAGCAUUGUUAAAGAUAUAGUAAACCUUAUAUACACAUAUGAAGAAAAAAUGAGUAUACAGAAUUCUAAAUUUGUAACAUGUCUGGAUGAAAAUUUAAAUAAACAAAUAGCCAUGUACUUUAUUCAAUUGGACACAGACAAGAGCUCUGGAUUUCUAAUAAAUGAUGCCAUUAAUUUUUUAAAGGAUUUAAAUAUAAAAGAAGACAAUACUAUUGUAAAAAAUUUUAUCAAAAAUGGAAAUGGAAAGAAUAUAGAAAUGAAGAAAUUAUCAGGAUGUUCACUACAACAGUUUGCUGAAUUAAUUGAAAGUUUAAUUUUGACCAGCAAGGCGAAAAAUGAAAAUUCCCAAUUUAGUAGUGCAACCGAGACAGCUGCAAGUGAUAAUAAGUAUUACAUGAAUCUUUUGCAGCAGUAUUUGAACUGUUUUAUUAACCUUGUCAAAACGUCUGACUUGUAUUUGUAUUAUCAAAUGAAAAAAAACGCGAGCUCUUCAUCUGACGCAUCCUCUAAAGCAGCAGAAAACAUGGAUGAUUUGGAAAUUUCAAUUCUGAACAAACUUACCAAAUAUAAUGAUAAGUAUGUAGACAAAAAAAAUUUGUCACUGGAUUAUUUAUUAAGCAAUGAAGAAUUAAGAAAUUUUAGACAAAAUAAUAAUGUAUCCAAGAAAGAGGAAGAAAAAGAGUUACUCCUAAUUGAGAAAAAAAAAUUGGAAGAAAAAAUUCAGCUACUUCUCAAACUGCAGUCAAAGAAGAACUUGACGGAGACUGAAAUUAAGCGAUUGCAAGAUUUAAAGAUAAAAUUGAGAAAUAUUAAAUAUAUCAUCAAAAAGGAGGAGUUGAAGAAAUAUUUUCAAAUGAAAUGA
Plasmodium gonderi is the source of this 1428-nucleotide messenger RNA. RefSeq lists its product as hypothetical. Bases 1 to 1428 code for a protein of 475 amino acids. The transcript has a single exon. NCBI's taxonomy places the organism in Eukaryota, Apicomplexa, Aconoidasida, Haemosporida, Plasmodiidae. The record is from RefSeq and is a predicted model, not a curated record.